GCUAACGCUAAUGGCCCCGGAACGGUAAAGCAGCAGCACUCCGAAGAUGGCCGGGGUGUUUGAGGUGGAGGUUGAUGGUGUAGAGCACGACCAUGGACUGGAGCAUCACGAUGAACCGAUCCAGUUCGAUGUGUCCAAGCUCUCACCAGAGGAGAAGUGGAGGGUGGAGCAUGCAAAAAUGCACGCGAAACAUAAAGGCCAUGAAGCCAUGCACGCGGAGAUGGUGCUGAUCCUCAUAGUCACCCUGGUCGUUGCCCAGCUAGUCCUUGUGCAGUGGAAACAGAGACAUCCAAAGUCAUACAAUCUGGUGACUCUGUUCCAGAUGUGGGUAGUUCCUCUCUACUUUACUACCAAACUUCACUGGUGGAGGUUCCUGACGACAUGGUUUAUCUUCUCUGUCAUCACAGCAUUCGUCUCCUACCGUGCCACUCGCAAGCCGCUGGCCUGCACCACACCGAGGUUGGUGUAUAAGUGGUUCCUCCUCCUCUACAAGAUCAGCUACGCCACAGGAAUCGUUGGCUACAGUGUCGUCAUGUUUACACUUUUUGGUAUUAACUUGAUAUUCAGGAUAAAGCCAGAGGAUGCAAUGGACUUUGGUGUUUCUUUGCUAUUCUACGGUCUGUACUAUGGGGUCUUAGGAAGGGACUUUGCAGAGAUGUGUGCAGACUUCAUGGCUUCAACUGUUGGGUAUUACAGCGCAUCCGGCAUGCCAACUAAGCACCUCUCUGAUAAUAUCUGUGCUGUGUGCGGUCAGCCCAUCCUUGUGGAUGUCAGUGAGGAAGGUAUAAUUGAAAACACGUACCGAUUAUCCUGCAACCAUGUGUUCCAUGAGUUCUGCAUAAGAGGAUGGUGCAUCGUUGGAAAGAAGCAAAUGUGCCCGUACUGCAAAGAAAAGGUGGAUCUGAAGAGGAUGUUUAGCAACCCCUGGGAGAGGCCACAUGUCAUGUAUGGACAACUAUUAGACUGGCUUCGGUACUUGGUGGCCUGGCAGCCCGUUAUUAUUGGAUUUGUGCAAGGUAUCAACUAUGCGCUGGGUCUGGAGUGAUCAGGCUAAAUGGACAUAAUACCGUACGGAGAAGAUAAUGCACUGGCUCAAAGACUUGGGGCCUAACAUUGAACUAAAACGUCAAUAAAAAAAGAAAGUGUCUAUACUUUUUGUAUAUAUUUAUAGGCACAUACUGUAUUAUCUGUAUUCACAGUUUAUUUGAAUUUUAUUAGUAAUCAGAAUUUUGGUGUCUGUGUCAAUUUCCCAGGAUUUGUUUCACACAGCAUUACACCUUUUAAUAAUUGGUUUGUCCAUCUUACGGCCUAGUAAAGCGGUUCUCGAAAUCAUUAGAGGUGGCUUUUUUUUUUACUAAUUAUGUCUUAAAUGUUUGUUAAUACUUAGUUGAAAGAUCUUGCUGGAGUUUCUCUCCUAUAGUCUGAUGGCAAUCAGACCUGAUUAAUAAAUACUGAAUGGAAAUCAUCAUUAUUAAUUACUCCCGUGCCUCCUAAAUACAUGAACUCAGUAUCCAAAGAUCUCCUCUGGAAUCAUCCUGCCACUGUCAUGAAAUGUAAUCAUGUCAUAGUUGUUAGACCUGCUUUUAACAUUUCGAUAUAUUGAACUGAAGUGACAUGAUUGAGAGUUUCCCAUACGCUUGAAGUCAUGCUCCAUGUGAGUUGAAGCAUUGUCAUCAUGGAGGGGGGGGGGGAGGGGGUGUGUGUAUGUAUGUAUGUAAAUGGAGGAUUCCUCAUACUGUACUCAUAAGGAUGGAACUUUCAGUGUUGCUGGAUUUUAAAAUGUCUACGUGGGUAUUCAUCCGUAUUAGCCAAGUCAGUCAUGUUUGCUUUGACCUUCACCCCUUACACAAUGUCUCACUUCAUUAAAUCUGUAUAUGAGUUAGGAGGAUGUCACUGUCCACAAAACAUAGUCUUCUGUUUUCACUCACUCAACUGACUCUCUUCUUUUUAAACAUCAAUUCACCCAAAUUACAGAAAGAAAGAUUUUCUCACUUACCUCUAGUUGUAUCUAGCCUCGCAGAUAGUUCUCAUAUUUGAUGACAGUGUUGUGUGGGUUACUCAGGGUAAUGUGCACACAGUUUUUGUAAAAAUACAUUGCUGUUAAAAUAUAUGAAUCUAAUUUUUCAGUGCUGUGCGCCCUAAUAACAAACUUUAACUCAUCUCCACUGUACUGGAGUGGCAACAGAAAUCUUAAGAGAUGGAUAUCAUAAAGCCUGGCCAAAUAAAACUGAAACUCUGUAUGGUUAAAUACCACAAUAAGUAAAUGAGAAAACAUAUGUUUUUGCAGUUUGGGUCAACAAUUCUGAAAUUGGGAGUGACCAAGUGAUCACAAACCAAAACUUAAAAUGAAACCAGUGACUGUUAACACCCCUGAUAACACUGUUAUAACAUACUAGAAUGAAGAUUUAACUGUAUGAGAAUGUUGAUGGUCUUAAUUUUAUGUGAUCUAUUCAAUAUGAGGUUCCUUUAUAUGCAGAUUUGCUUGAAGGUGAUGGUUGACAUGCCUCAUAAUGCCAACUUCCUGAAAGGGAUGCAGUCUCUUUAUUGGGACCCUCACAUUGUUUAAGGGACUAGGCUACUGAGAACAUUUUGUUUUGUUGUCAAUGUUAUGAUAAAGAUCCAUUAAUAAACAUCAAAGUGGUUUA
This is a messenger RNA of Scomber scombrus (Atlantic mackerel), 2645 nucleotides long. It is a transcript of the gene rnf121, whose product is annotated as ring finger protein 121. Gene Ontology annotation, cellular component: Golgi membrane; endoplasmic reticulum membrane. Gene Ontology annotation, molecular function: metal ion binding; ubiquitin protein ligase activity. Lineage: Eukaryota; Metazoa; Chordata; Actinopteri; Scombriformes; Scombridae. The coding region runs from base 47 to 1045 and encodes 332 amino acids. The record is from RefSeq and is a predicted model, not a curated record. The transcript is spliced from 9 exons.